UAAUAUUUGAGCUUAAUAGAAGAUUAACAAAAUACUGGAAAUGUCAAUAAAAAUUUUCAGAAAAGACAUUCAGAAAUUAUUUCGAGAGGAUUUCAAAAAGGCCCCGAGGCACUACAAAAGAUUUUUAGAAAAUUUCAGAAGGGGCGGCAUCGAGAAACGUUUGAAAACAUUACAAUAUUUGGAGGUUUAGCAAAGACUUCGAGAAUAUUACAAGAAAAGAGACUUUAAACGAUUUUAAGGAUUUGGAGAAUCAAUCCAAAAAGUUACAGUUGCCUUUACUCUAAGCGCCUGUGAUUAAAAAUUAAAAAAUAUCUAUAAAUAAGAAAGGUGAUAUUGCGCAACCUGCGCAUGCGCACCUUAAUCUUUGAGAUUGUUCUUAGCACAGGUGCCAGAGCUAUAAGCUACCGAAUUCAAAAAGUUAAGGCCUCGGACGAACGGAUGGACAAAGAAAGUGGCUGCAAUAUAAAUAUAGACAAUGACAGACUGACACCAAUACCAAGUCUGUAAGAGGUGUAGUUCCGGAGGCUUUGUGACUCAGACAGACAGACAGAUAUGUCAGGAAGAACUGGAUUUAAUUAUCAAAACCCUGUUCUAUAAUCAAAUUGUUUACGUGUAUUGAUUGGCAAUUUACCUCGGAAAUUGAUAAACAAAAGUUUCCGAUUAUGAUAUCCCUCAUGCUACACACGAAUUAAAGCCCGUUAGUUAGAAUGUUGUGCAAACCAAAAUCUCGGAGAAGAAAGCGAAGGGAUGACGCGGAUGAUGAUGAGGAUGAAUCUAAUGAGGCGUUUGCCGACGUUAUACAACAAAGUGUCGGAGGGUUUGGGAGAUGGCAGUUACAAACUUUCGCGUUGCUUUGUCUUAUUGGAUUACCAAAUACAUGGACCGAGAUGAGUAUAUCGCUAUUAGGUCAUUCGCCCGAAUUUUGGUGCAAACCUCCCGAAUCGUAUCAGAAUAUGUCUGCAACACAAUGGAAAAGCUUAAUUAGCUUAACUGCGGAAAACUCACACAAGGGAUCGAGCGGGUCGUGCAUGAUACUGGAUAUAUUAAAUGAAAAUGUUACGUCAUUGAUCCCAUGCGAAUGGGGUUAUGAAUACAAUCGAGAGUACGUGAAAUCUAAUAUGAUAACCGAAUGGGACUUUGUGUGUGAUCGACAGUAUUUAGUGUACAUUUUUCGAGCGUUAACCAUGGUCAGUUUAAGCUUGGGUGGAUUCGUUUUUGGUUUUGCCGCAGAUAGGUUUGGACGUAGCAGGGCUUUGCUACUGGCAAUCAUUUGCCGGUCGAUAUUUGGCAUCGUGUCGACCGCAGCACGAGACUUCCACUUAUUCUUCUUCCUCAGAUUCUGCUUAGCUUUCUUUGAUCGUGGUGCAUUGAUUAUUGGAUUGGUUAUGUGCGUGGAAUUAGUCGCGGGGAAAUGGAAAACUAUAAUACCAAUUUUAUACGAACUUCCUCUGGCGUUCGGUUUAAUUAUCAUGUCGAUAAUGACGAAUUUUAUACGUGAUUGGAGAAUAGCUCAAGCGGCUUUAUAUUUCAUGUCCGCCAUAUGCAUAAUUUGUCAUCGAAUUGUUCCGGAAUCGCCAAAAUGGCUACUGACAGUUGGAAGAGAUGCCGAGGCAUCAAAAAUAUUAGAAAAAGCUGGCGAACUGAACGGUGUGGACCCAAUGGUAGUGAGAUCAAUGGUGGAAAGUUUUUGUGUUUUCUCUGAGGACCAAAGGACACCCAAUUUUACUGCUCUCUGCACUAAUACCUACUUGCGAAAACGCUUGGCGCUGGGAUGUCUAAAUGGAUUAAUAAUCUUUACAGUUAUGUAUGGACAAUCUCAGCAUUUCGGGGAACUAAGUUCUAACCCAUACCUUAAUAUUUGCCUGCAAGGUGUAUUGGCAUUGAUAGGAAUAAUGUUAAGUUGCAUCCUAGUAGUGGUACUUAAUCGAAAAUUGGCAAUUAUGAUAGCUUCGGGUUGCUGUGGAGUGUUUACGUUAGCACUGUUGGCAAUACCACGUGACAUGCAUCAAGUACGGGGUGCAAUUGGCGGAAUUGCCUUCGUUGCUUCAAUAGUGUGCAUCGCUCCUAUUCAACCUCUGGUUGCCGAACUGUUUCCGACAGUCAUACGAAAUUCUGGAUAUGGAAUAUUUUCGAUAUUUAUGAGCAUCGGUGCGCUUAUAGCCCCUUCUAUUAUUUCAAUUGGCGAUGUCGUUUGGUAUCUCCCAUUAGUAAUUUUGGGCGUGAUAUCGCUCAUGGAAGCUGUUAUUAUAGUAUUCUUACCUGAGAAUCCUAAACAAGCAUUGCCACAAACUGUAGAAGAGAUUGAAAUGUAUUCGUUUGUUUAGUUGUAGUACCUUUAAUAGCACCUUCAUAGAAGAAUACUAGAAAUAUUAUAUGAUUACUUGAUAAUUUUCUAUUUGUACCUAUAGUAUCAACUAAUACACAUUAUUAAAAUCA
This is a messenger RNA of Photinus pyralis (common eastern firefly), 2436 nucleotides long. RefSeq names its product solute carrier family 22 member 3-like. Gene Ontology annotation, molecular function: transmembrane transporter activity. The coding region runs from base 708 to 2324 and encodes 538 amino acids. The record is from RefSeq and is a predicted model, not a curated record. NCBI's taxonomy places the organism in Eukaryota, Metazoa, Arthropoda, Insecta, Coleoptera, Lampyridae. The transcript is spliced from 8 exons. Gene Ontology annotation, cellular component: membrane. Gene Ontology annotation, biological process: transmembrane transport.